Molecule: messenger RNA, 1716 nt
Organism: Alternaria triticimaculans
Lineage: Eukaryota; Fungi; Ascomycota; Dothideomycetes; Pleosporales; Pleosporaceae
Exons: 3
Coding region: 1-1716 (571 amino acids)
Biological process (GO): aspartyl-tRNA aminoacylation
Cellular component (GO): mitochondrion; cytoplasm
Molecular function (GO): ATP binding; aspartate-tRNA ligase activity
Source: RefSeq, a predicted model, not a curated record
AUGCUUCGCCACAAGAACCAAGGAGUAUGUGUCCAACUCGUCUCUAAACCUCUAGACAAUGAAGCGGAUGGACCGGACGCCCAUAAGACACUGCGGUUGUUGAAAGAGUGGACUCCCGUCAUAGUCCGAGGAAAGCUAGUGGAGCGUAAAGGGGCCAAAACCGACACAUUCGCGGGUAUGAACCUGCUCGGUACCCGAGAGAUCGCUGUGGAGCACGUCCAGCCAUUGAACAACAUAUCGGAUGAUAUCAUCAUUAAAGAUGACACUGUAUUUGGCCCAGACCAAAGGCAUCUACAGCUUCGCACAGACUCGAAAUUGCGCGACGGUCUCUUCCAACGGUCGAAAGCCAUGGCUAGAGCAAGACUGCACUUGAACCAUUACAACUGGAAGGAGAUCGAAACGCCUAUACUGUUCAAAUCGACUCCUGAAGGCGCAAGAGAGUUUCUCGUGCCGACACGGCAGAAGGGAUUUGCAUACGCGCUGCCACAAAGUCCACAGCAAUACAAGCAGAUACUCAUGGCAUCGGGCAUCACGAAAUACUACCAAUUUGCUAGGUGUUUCCGAGAUGAGGACCUGAGGGCCGACAGGCAGCCAGAAUUCACCCAGCUGGAUAUGGAGAUGUCUUUCGCUAAUGAGGAAGACGUCAUGCACGAGACAGAAGCUCUACUGAGAGAUCUGUGGUACAAAGUCCUUGGAAUAAAGAAGGAGAGGAAAUUUGCGCGAAUGACCUAUCAGGAGGCAAUGGCUGCAUAUGGAUCUGAUAAACCAGACCUAAGAUUCAAGGCAAAGAUUCACACCAUUACGGAACACCUGACAGCCGAUUUGAUCGGCAAGAUCAGUUCUCUCCAAGAUCCAGCCGUCGAUGCAAUGAAGAUAAGCAUAUCAGAUGACCCUAAAACGACCCGCAAGUUCGUCGCCGACUUUCUUGACAGCCCGGACGGAAAGGUCUUCCUCGACAACCCCGAUGGUCAACCGGGUAUCUUCAUCGGUGACCUUUCUCAGCCCAUGCAAGGCCUCGGACCAUUGGGCUACCAAUACGUGAUGGAGGGCCCUGGAGCGCUGGCGGUGGAAAACGGCGACCUUCUUGUCCUCCAGGCACGGCCCAAUGCGCCCUUCUCGGGCGGCUCAACCAUGCUGGGAAACUUGCGUCUUGCUCUCCACAAAGCAGCCAUGGCAAAGGGACUGAUUGAAGCACCUAAAAGUACCAAGUUCGUCUGGAUCACAGACUUCCCAUUGUUCACCCCGUCGAGCGACAGCGAACCGGGCCAAGGUGGCUCAGCUGGCUUCUCAUCAACGCACCACCCGUUCACCGCUCCGAAGACACCCGAAGACGUCGACCUGCUACUUACUUCGCCUUCAUCUGCGGUAGCAGCGCACUACGACAUUGUGGUCAACGGCGUCGAGCUCGGCGGCGGCAGUCGCCGUAUCCACUCCGCCGCUAUGCAGGAAUUCAUCUUCAAAGACAUUCUCAAGAUGAAGCCCGAACGCGUAGAGGACUUCAGACAUCUGCUUGAUGUGUUGAGGAGCGGCUGCCCGCCGCAUGCGGGUAUCGCACUGGGAUGGGAUCGGUUGAUGGCUGUUAUGUGCGGCAGGGAUAGCGUGAGGGAUGUCAUUGCCUUCCCGAAGAGUGGGAGAGGAGAGGAUCAGCUGGUUAAGAGUCCGAAUCGUAUGACGGAGGAGCAGUUGGAGACGUACCACUUGAGGUUGAGGGAGUAG